AUGCCUCACCCCUUCAGUCCGGAAGACUUCCCCAUCAACGAGGAGCGCGAGUUUGACCCGACGCGGACCAUCUUCUUGAAGCAAGCCAUCCACUUCAAGAAAACGGCGCAAAUAUUCGAUGUAACGGGCAAAGUGCGCAAGUCGUUCAAUAACUUCUCGCAUUCGUUUCUAGAUGCGACUGCGCGCGCGGCGAAACAAGCCGAGGAUAACGGCCCCACGUACGAAAUCAAGAGCUGUGGCGACAUGAUGCGGACCAUCAAGACCAUGACGGACAACCAGGGGGAGAAGGUUUGUGACCUUAAUAUCACCUUCAUCUCGUUCGACUGCUCCACCGUCCGGUUCCCGUCCGAUAGCAAGCACUCGCGGCAUCCCAUUGAGAUCUGGCCUGUGGACGAUGGGCGGGGCAAGGGAGAUAAGCAUGAAUGUUUUGUGCGGCAUAGUGUGCCUUAUUUUUGGGAUAUGACGAGUGGACCGGUUGGGGUGUUGCAUAAGUGCCUCAACCAACAGCGCGUUGAGGUUGCGAAGGUGGUGGCGUAUGGCUUCGAUAAGGAUGCCAUACUCGUGUUGGAUGGAGACGAACUGGACGAUGCGGUGGCGGUGGCGACAUGCGUAAUUUUGCUGAACGGGAGGGAUUCUAUGGACCACUGA
This is a messenger RNA of Pseudomassariella vexata, 648 nucleotides long. RefSeq lists its product as uncharacterized. The coding region runs from base 1 to 648 and encodes 215 amino acids. The record is from RefSeq and is a predicted model, not a curated record. The transcript has a single exon. NCBI's taxonomy places the organism in Eukaryota, Fungi, Ascomycota, Sordariomycetes, Amphisphaeriales, Pseudomassariaceae.